AAGGUUUAUAUACGGCGGCGCAGCUCCAUGCGUUUCACUUCACACAGAGAAUAUUCGAGAAACAUUGUGAGACAGACGAAACAGACAUUUGGCCUACGCCCUUCACUUCGUUUACUUAUUACUUCAAGUUUUAGAAAUCACACAAGGUUUGACAGAUCAACACAUCAAAAUGCGAUUGCUUUGCGUGUUUCUGCUGGUGGCCGGCAGCGUGUUUGCUGAAGAGGAAGACAAGAAAGAAAGUGUUGGGACAGUGGUCGGAAUAGACCUUGGGACCACCUACUCGUGUGUGGGUGUCUUUAAGAAUGGCCGUGUUGAGAUCAUCGCCAAUGACCAAGGAAACCGCAUCACUCCGUCCUAUGUGGCUUUCACCACUGAAGGUGAGCGUCUCAUUGGCGAUGCUGCCAAGAACCAGCUGACAUCCAACCCAGAGAACACUGUUUUCGAUGCCAAGCGCUUGAUCGGCCGUACUUGGGGCGACUCUGCUGUGCAGCAGGAUAUUAAAUACUUUCCCUUUAAGGUCAUUGAGAAGAAAAACAAACCUCACAUCCAGUUAGAUAUUGGAUCUGGCCAAAUGAAGACGUUCGCACCAGAGGAGAUCUCUGCUAUGGUUCUGACUAAGAUGAAGGAAACCGCAGAGGCUUAUCUGGGGAAGAAGGUCACACAUGCUGUGGUCACUGUGCCUGCUUACUUCAAUGAUGCCCAGCGUCAGGCCACCAAAGAUGCUGGUACCAUCGCUGGUCUGAACGUCAUGAGAAUCAUCAAUGAGCCAACCGCUGCUGCUAUUGCCUACGGUCUGGACAAAAAGGACGGCGAGAAGAACAUCCUGGUGUUUGAUCUCGGCGGCGGCACCUUUGACGUGUCCCUCCUGACCAUCGACAACGGCGUGUUCGAGGUGGUGGCCACCAACGGAGACACUCACCUCGGUGGAGAAGACUUCGAUCAGCGUGUCAUGGAGCACUUCAUCAAACUGUACAAGAAGAAAACCGGAAAAGAUGUGCGCAAGGACAACCGCGCUGUGCAGAAACUGCGCCGUGAGGUGGAGAAAGCCAAGAGAGCACUGUCCGCCCAGCACCAGGCCCGCAUCGAGAUCGAGUCCUUCUUCGAGGGCGAAGACUUCUCGGAGACCCUGACCCGUGCCAAGUUCGAGGAGCUCAACAUGGAUUUGUUCCGCUCCACCAUGAAACCAGUUCAGAAAGUUCUGGAAGAUUCUGACCUGAAGAAGUCUGAAAUUGAUGAGAUCGUGUUGGUCGGUGGAUCCACUCGUAUCCCAAAGAUCCAGCAGUUGGUGAAGGAGUUGUUCAAUGGCAAGGAGCCGUCCAGAGGAAUCAACCCUGAUGAGGCUGUGGCUUACGGAGCUGCCGUGCAGGCUGGAGUGCUGUCAGGAGAAGAGGACACAGGUGAUCUUGUGCUUCUGGAUGUGUGCCCUCUGACCCUGGGUAUCGAGACUGUCGGAGGAGUGAUGACCAAACUCAUCCCGAGGAACACUGUUGUGCCAACCAAGAAGUCCCAGAUCUUCUCCACUGCUUCUGACAACCAGCCGACUGUGACCAUCAAAGUUUACGAGGGUGAGCGUCCCCUGACAAAGGACAACCAUCUUCUGGGUACCUUUGACCUGACUGGUAUCCCCCCGGCCCCUCGAGGCGUUCCUCAGAUCGAGGUCACCUUCGAGAUCGACGUGAACGGCAUCCUUCGAGUCACUGCCGAGGACAAAGGCACCGGCAACAAAAACAAGAUCACCAUCACCAACGACCAGAACCGCCUGACGCCGGAAGACAUCGAGCGCAUGGUGAACGAAGCCGAGCGCUUCGCCGAUGAGGACAAGAAGCUGAAGGAGCGCAUCGACACCCGCAACGAACUGGAGAGUUACGCCUACUCUCUGAAGAACCAGAUCGGUGACAAAGAAAAGCUGGGCGGCAAGCUGUCGUCUGAGGAUAAGGAGGCCAUCGAGAAGGCGGUGGAGGAGAAGAUCGAGUGGCUGGAGUCCCACCAGGAUGCCGACAUUGAAGAAUUCCAGUCCAAGAAGAAAGAACUCGAGGAGGUCGUGCAGCCCAUCGUGAGCAAGCUGUACGGCAGCGCGGGCGGUCCUCCGCCAGAAGAGGGCGACGAUCAGGGUGAUAAAGAUGAGUUGUAGAUUGAUUCCAUCUUGACUCUUUAAGUUCUCUUGAUGCCCUCACCCGCCUCAGAUGUGGCACUUGUGUACAUACUGGACUUCAUGAACAUUUUUGUAAGAAAAUGUAGAAUGUGGGAGAGACAUUAAAGCCACGUAUCUCUUCUGGAAAGACUUGUGGAGCGUUGGAGAGUUGUUGUUUUUUUUUUCUUCACUCAGGUGGAGAUUUAGUCAGCCUGGUUUGAGGCUCGAUGCUGCUAUUCUCAGGCAGUUCAACGGGGGGUGGGUUCUGUGAGGGGCAGUUUGAGGAGGGAGGGGUAGAUGGGGUUUGGGCCCUGGGUAAUUGUCAUGUAACAUAUGAAUGUUAUUUAUUUAAAAUCUGGCAACUGUAGAAGACAUUUCUACUAAAAAUACAAAAUAAAUGUUUCAUACAAAAUGA
Messenger RNA from Triplophysa rosa, 2546 nucleotides. It is a transcript of the gene hspa5, whose product is annotated as heat shock protein 5. Gene Ontology annotation, cellular component: endoplasmic reticulum chaperone complex; cytoplasm; nucleus. Bases 170 to 2131 code for a protein of 653 amino acids. Gene Ontology annotation, biological process: protein refolding; endoplasmic reticulum unfolded protein response; cellular response to unfolded protein. The record is from RefSeq and is a predicted model, not a curated record. The transcript is spliced from 9 exons. Gene Ontology annotation, molecular function: ATP hydrolysis activity; ATP-dependent protein folding chaperone; heat shock protein binding. NCBI's taxonomy places the organism in Eukaryota, Metazoa, Chordata, Actinopteri, Cypriniformes, Nemacheilidae.